Molecule: messenger RNA, 3469 nt
Organism: Menidia menidia (Atlantic silverside)
Lineage: Eukaryota; Metazoa; Chordata; Actinopteri; Atheriniformes; Atherinopsidae
Source: the annotation of a GenBank genome assembly
GAAUAGUGUGUUUCAGGAAGAAGUUGGCGCCUGAAGCCCCAUAUUCUGGUUGCUAGCAAGCUAACCGAAACGAUGAAAGAUAGUCUAGUUUAUUGAGUUUUCUCUCCAGGGUAACUAAGGACUCCCAAGAUGAACGACAUGGAAUUCAGCGUUCCUCUGUCUUCGCUGGCGCUCCUGGUCCCACCGCUUCGCUUGAUGUCAGCAGUGAUGUGGGAGGUGGUGAGGCAGCGCAACAUCAAGCACUACGGGAAACUGGAGGAGUUCGUGUCCAUGGUAACAGAUGCCGUUCCUGAACUGAUGAGCAAAAGAGAGGGCAGGCUGCUGUCACUCGGCCUGAGAGCGAGAACCACCCUGGAGCUGCUGCGCUCCGAACACCCGGAGGAUCUCAAGGCGGUGGAGACUCAUCUUAACAGGAUUCGAUCUUCGUGCAUCGAGGAGACAAACGACCAUGUGAUCGAAGCCCCAGAGGCAAACUUCAUGAAGUUGGUGCAGGGCCUCAUUGAAGACACUGACGGCAGGGAACACUUUCUCAAGAAUGUGUUUCCUGUGGAAUACGGCCCUGACUUCGACACGGCGUUGGAGACUCUGGUUUGCGAGUUCUUCAGCAGGCUGGAGGAGCUGCUGCCUAUACCGGAUUUCAAACAGGCAAAAGACCGUCUCCACAAAACCACGGCGUCCUGGAUCAGCGCUGCCCCCGCCGUGCUGGAGGAGUACAUGCAGUGCGUGUCAAACGGGGACGACCUUAAAUUCCUCCUCCAGAGCAAGCAGUGCCACGGGAAGCUGGCAAAGACCACCGUCGCUCACUUUCAGUCGGACGAUCUCCUGAUCCCCUCCCUGUCCCUCCCGCCAUCCCUGGAGGUGGCCAUCGCUUCCCACCCGAGCAAUUGCGACGACGAAAACGGCGAGGUCCCCCAGAUCGUCAUGUUCGACGAGGAGCUGUCCACCAACCCGUCCACCUCCGCCGACUUUCCCGAAUCCCCCAAAGGGGCCGACGUCUCGCCGCCCCCCCGCGGGCGGCAGCAGCCGCCGGGGGUCCACAGGUGCCCCGAGUGCGACAAGUGUUUCAAGCACCACUCCGUCCUGGUGGAGCACCGGCGGGUCCACAGCGGGCUGCAGCCCUACCACUGCUCCCAGUGCGGCCGGGCCUUCCGGACCGCCACCCUGCUGGCCGGCCACCGGCUCCGCAAGUGCCGCAACGCCGCCUACCUCUGCAUCAAGUGCGGGGACAGCUUCCCCACCUCGCUGGACAAGUUCCGCCACCGCUGCCCGAAGCGGGGCCGCCACCACGAGUGCGGCCAGUGCGGGAAGAGCUUCCCCAAGUCCAGCGGGCUGAAGGAGCACCUGCUGACCCACAUGCAGAGCCGCCUGUUCAAGUGCAGCCACUGCGGCGCCGGCUUCUCGGGCAUCGGCGACCUGAAGUACCACCAGCAGGUGGACCACGACAAGCCCUACCAGUGCCAGCAGUGCGGCAAGAGCUUCAUCUCCUCCAAGAGCCUGGCCAAACACCAGCAGCGCCACCGGGAGGCCGGAGGGGCGGACAUGGCCAAGCUGCUGGGCGGGGCUCCGCACCGGAAGGCCGCCCCGGGGGUCCGGACCUGCCCCGCCGCCCUGUCCUCCUCCAGGAAGACCCCGGUCAAAGCCGUGUACCCGCGCGGGCGGGUCACGCACAACUGCCCGCUGUGCGGGCGCAGCUUCAAGUACCGCUUCGAGUUCCUGGAGCACCAGCGCUUCCACACGGCGGUCAAGCCCUACAAGUGCUCGCAGUGCGGGAAGGCCUUCCGCACCGAGACCCACCUGUCGGCCCACCGCAAGCGCAAGUGCAAGAACGCCGCGCACGUCUGCACCAAGUGCGGCUGCCAGUUCCGCUCGCCGCACGAGCGCGUGCGCCACCAGUGCGUCCAGCUGCUGACCAAGUACGAGUGCGCGCACUGCGGGAAGACCUUCAAGAUGGCCCACCUGCUGCGGAACCACCAGAUGAGCGAGCACCAGCUGCCCUACAGCCCCGGCCACCGCUUCCGCUGCCGCUACUGCGAGGAGACCUUCCCCGGCAUCAGCGAGCUCAAGUACCACCAGCGCGUGGACCACGAGAAGCCCUACCGCUGCCCGGAGUGCGGCAAGUGCUUCCUGUCGGAGAAGUGCCUGACCAACCACGAGCUGCGGCACAGCGACGAGCGGCCCGAGAGCUGCGCCGUGUGCGGCCGCGGCUUCCGCAACCGCUACGACCUGAAGCAGCACAUGCGCACGCACACGGGCGAGCGGCCCUACCAGUGCACGCACUGCUCGCAGUGCUUCUCCACGGCGGGGGGGCUGCGGAGCCACACGCGGGUCCACACCGGCGAGAAGCCGCACGUGUGCCCGGACUGCGGCAAGGCCUUCUCCCAGAUGGGCGCCAUGCGCACGCACCGGCUCACGCACACGGGCGAGCGGCCCUUCAAGUGCGCCGUGUGCGGCAAGGGCUUCACCAUGGCGCACAAGGUGACGGUCCACAUGCGCGUGCACACGGGGGAGCGGCCGUACGUGUGCGCGCAGUGCGGGAAGGCCUUCUCGGACGGCAGCGUGCUGAAGCAGCACAUGCUGAACCACUCGGGGGUGCGGCCCUACCACUGCCAGCUCUGCCCCAAGACCUACACCUGCCUCAACCACCUGCGCAGGCACCUGAAGAGCCACACCAGCAUGACCUGAGCAGCCGGGCAAGCACGCGCCGGGAACCCAGCUAGAAAGAGCCAAAUGCUGCACUUGCUUCUAAAAACAAAACAAAAGGGUACUGAGAGUUCAAAGGACCAACUCGACCUGCAAUAAGGAAUAAUGAGCGAUGCUGUGUGAAUGCUGCGGAAUGAUCACAGGAAACGGCACUAAAUGACACCUGUCCCUCGUCCCCCGCCAGGCUUUAUGGAGUGUCCUUUGGUCUGUUUUCCUGUAUGUGGGUCUCUAACGCGCGAACACAUGCGGAUGUUGGACUGUGGACUGUUUCAUGGAGCUCCCACAGAGCCACAGAACGGGCUACUUCCUCCAAUGACUUUUCAAAUCCACAUCUGCAUUUUCACUUUUCUGUGGUGCAGGAGCGUGGAGUGAGAACAAAUGCGGCUCUUCUGUGGCCCGUAGGGGGCCGUGUGCUGUCGGGCUGACCCUGCUGUAUGAUCAAAUGUCGAUUUUGAGGGGAGUUUAUAUUUUUUUGGAAAGGCUUUGAAAGACGAGUGGACGCGAGGCGGCCUACAGACACUGAAAGUGCAAAAGAGAAAUUGUUGAUAACCUUUGUUACGACAUAACUAUUUUUUUUUCCACCUUGCCUCUAGGCCUUUUAUAACUACAACUUGAUGUGUGAGCUUAGAAUUAAAGUGGUUUGGUUAAUCUUUGUGUUUGGACUCUUCUUUUUUCUUGCGAGAGAAAAACAUUUUAAUAGGUCUGCAAGAAAGAUUAAACGGCUUCACUAGACGGCGGGUUUUUUUUAUUUCCUGUAAUUUACCCUUUC